UAUGUUGUGUAAUUUGUUAGAUAUAAAUUGUAAGAUAUUACUGAACUGUCGGAGCAAAAACACAAGCAUUUCGCCACACCCGCAAUAACAUCUGCUAAGCAUGUGUAUGUGACCAAUAGAAUUUGAUUUGGAUUUGUCUGAAUACUGUCUGAAUGCACUGUAUGUGCCUUGGUCUUCCAGGAAGAGCAGAAAUGCCUUGCCAAUGUCACACUCAGCCUAAUAUAAGUCUAGGGUUUCUAUACAAAUCGAUCUGAAGUUUACAAUUUCAACUUCAUCAAAUGCAAGUAUCAUUGACAAAGCCAACACCAUUCCUUUACCAACCAGCAUCCAAGCAGAGCCAUUAUUCUCACCCAUUAUCUGAGCAAAAACAUUCUGGAGUGCUGUCUAAAUGCCACAGAUCAGUGAUGAAACGGUAGGCCUAUGUCCUCCUUCCAUGAAAAUGCUCAUUGUCAUCACUGAGGAUAUUGUUCGUAUUUUACUGUAUAUUUUAGGUCCAGUGUCUCUGUUUUGAUUCACAGAUGACAGAUGCUUACUGAACAAAACUGCUGGUACCCCCUGCUGCUACGCUGCUCUAGUUGGCUGACUAGAUAUGUACAGGCUGACACAUCUAGCAACACCUCCAGGUGUGCUUAUGAGGUUAGUCCGGUAAAAGACCUGUCAAUCACUCUGUAUAUUAAUACAGGAUUACAUUCAUUGUCAAUCACGAAGGAACACAUACCUAUCUGCCACGGACCUUCGAGGUAGCAAGGUGGUCAGUUAGUGGUGUGUAGGAGUUUAAGUCGACAUUUUCUUUUUAACUGUUUAUAUUUUGCAGCUGCACACCAAAGACAACAGAAACAACAAAAAGGAACUGUGAAAUGAAGGCAUUGUCUGCAUCUUGAUAAGAGGAUUUCUAACCAACAAGGAGACUACUCAAUAAUUGACUUUUGUAAAAGAUGUUCCCCUGGUCAGCAGUGUUUUCUCUGGAGCCGAAAGUGCCUGGACAGCGUACGGCAGAAGAACUAGUCACCAACACCCUGAUGCUGGAGCUGGGUGCCAUGGUGAAACGCACCGAACGUAUCCGCCUGGAAAGGGUGACAAAAGAGGGCCGGCGCCGGCGCAGCUCUUCCUCCGCUGACUACAGCUGGCUGGCCACUGCCCCCACCCACCAACCCUAUGAGCUGACCCCCCGAGACCUGAUAGAACUGCAGGACCUGUGUGCCAGGGUGCCACCGUCUCAGUGUGGCCCUGUCAUUGUUAGGUUCAGAAAUCUGGUGACGGAGAUUGAGCCGGAGGUUCACGAGGUGGCUCGUCUGUUCCGCACGGUUCUACGUGACUGUGUGGAGGGAGAAGAGGAGAACGAGGAGAUGAGGAUGAGGUCAGCCGGCUGGGACAAACAACGCAGCAAGAGCCUCUCCUUUGUAACCUUCCGCUCCAAGUUCCGCCCUGCUCCCUUCAGGGGUGGGGGCCUGGGCGGGUCACGUGGCAACCUGCAGGAGGAGUCGAGCUGGUACGAGGAAGACGAGGUGGAGCAGCAGGAGGGAGCAGCAAACGUGGCGAGAGCGGCCAGGAAGGGGAGGAGCAUGAGCAUGCCUGAUAUCACCCCCAUCGAACAGAGUGCACUUGGCUGAGGGAGGGAUGGAGAAAGAGAAUAGGAGAUGAGAUUGAUAGGGGAGAAGGUCAAGAUGAGAUGCAACAUGAGGACAGCUCACACCUCAGCAGAUUUCCACUGACUGUUUAGACAUAAUGCAGUUACAUAUGCAAGAGUAGAAUUGCAAGCUUAGCCAGCAGAUAUACAAUACUAUUUUGUUUUUUUAUUGUGAAAUACAUUUUCCGAAUGCGUUAACACUUGAAAUGCAUGUAAAAUGAACUAGAAAAUACAAUACAGGUCUUAUUUUCCAACAGAUCCUUGAUAAUAAAUUCGUUUGUGUGGAUUAUUGUGGGGCCAUUACUGCAUAGCUUAGAUCCAGUCCUUUGGUUGGCAUGGUUGCUCUAUAACAAUUCAUUAUAUCAAUAUUCUAUAAUCCUCUUACUCAGUAAAGAAUUACAGUCCUUUGCACAA
This is a messenger RNA of Oncorhynchus kisutch (coho salmon), 2041 nucleotides long. RefSeq names its product protein RD3-like. The coding region runs from base 936 to 1610 and encodes 224 amino acids. The transcript is spliced from 3 exons. The record is from RefSeq and is a predicted model, not a curated record. Lineage: Eukaryota; Metazoa; Chordata; Actinopteri; Salmoniformes; Salmonidae.